CUAAGUCGGUUGGUUUGGUAUUUACCAACCCUUACUGCAGAAAGCUUCAGAGCACUAGGAAAAACAGAAGCAAAAACUGGAAACUUACCUCAACAUGGAUCCACCGUGGAGCAGCGAUGCUUGCACGAAAAUCAUCAAAUGUUGGAAUCGGAUCGAUAUCGAAGGCAUCUGGACGGCUCAAUACGCUCUGCGUUGCUGUUAUGGUUUUUGAACAACACAGAAAGAAAAUGCUGGUAAGUGUUUUCUGAUUCAUUCAUUUCAACAGCGAUGAUAUCGUACUGUAAAUAACAUGUCGGUUUGUUGCUGCAGAAUGGCCUUCUGACUGACCUAUCACGUUAUUGAGUUGGUUCAUGGUGUAAUCCACGCUGAAAUAGCCCGUGACAUCUUUUCCAUUUACCUUGUACGUUUUAGUUUUGUUGGGGUACUCGACCGCUAUGCUGGUUCCUUCACUGAGGUCGAGAUUUGCCACGCAGAUUCCGACCUUGUCCAUUGUUAUUUGUAAAUUGCAGAGCAGAAUCAGUUUUGGGUAUAGUGCAGCAAUUGCAUUCGCCGUUGGAGUCGAUUGUGGGUAUAACCCCGAGAACCCGCCAUGAGCCACCACCUUUGGCUGCUCCCCUGUGGAGAACGGAAGAGGAACAUCAGAGUUUGCCAUACGGAGCUUCCGUUGGCAGCCCCAGCGUCGCCUGGGGGUGGUGCGUCGCCUGAGGGUGCUGCGCUUGCGGCUAAAGUUGCAUGGAUGAACAAUAGAACCAAAAGCAAACUCCUUGUCAUCUUCGUCUGCUAUUCCUUGUUGUGGGGAAAAGAAAGUAUGCAUUGUUAUUUGCAUAUAUAUUGCUUGCCUGUUCCUAAUUACUACGUCUAUCAAACGAUCUCUCCGUAAAAAAUUUCGUCGUUGAUUCGGAAGAAAGCAGGAUCGAGAUUAUGAGUUAUCAUGUCAUGAAAUGAAAUCUUUUGAAAACGAAACUUACUUUCCAAUUUUCUUCAACGUCCACCAGAUGGACGUUCCUUGUCAAGUUUCAACUUCAAACCCCCUGAAACACUGUUUGGGGGGAAUCCAAAUCCUGAGCCAAAAUGCAGGAAAUUUUGUUGGUUUCUUACAGCGAAUCGGAGCUCGAAAAUUGCUACAGAUUGAACAAUGUUCGAAGCUUUCUUCUUCGUUGAUUCUCAGGACAACAUCAUGUAUUCAUAAUAAAAACACUCAUAAAACUUCCGAGGCUUCUUUGAAGAAAUUGAGAGAACAGGAAAGAAAGCGAAUUCUGACUCUCCAGAUUUAUUGCAUUGAAAAUGUGUUGGAAAAUUUUAUUGGGGAAAGAAAAGUAAGAAAUUUACUAUUUUAGA
Molecule: messenger RNA, 1338 nt
Organism: Linum trigynum
Lineage: Eukaryota; Viridiplantae; Streptophyta; Magnoliopsida; Malpighiales; Linaceae
Source: the annotation of a GenBank genome assembly